Cryptococcus amylolentus CBS 6039 is the source of this 2715-nucleotide messenger RNA. RefSeq lists its product as hypothetical. Gene Ontology annotation, molecular function: phosphatidylinositol-4-phosphate phosphatase activity. Gene Ontology annotation, cellular component: endoplasmic reticulum. The transcript is spliced from 9 exons. The record is from RefSeq and is a predicted model, not a curated record. Gene Ontology annotation, biological process: phosphatidylinositol dephosphorylation. NCBI's taxonomy places the organism in Eukaryota, Fungi, Basidiomycota, Tremellomycetes, Tremellales, Cryptococcaceae. Bases 1 to 2715 code for a protein of 904 amino acids.
AUGUCCCCCGCCCCGUCCCUCCCCCCGCGCUUCACCGUCCCGCCCCUGCCCCCCACCCUCCACCGCCGCAUCCACCUCCUCCCCCAUGACGCCGGCAUCAUCCUCGCUCCGCCGGGAGGAGCGCCGGGCGUACUCAUUCAUUGGGGCGUCAGGGGCAAGAUCGAGCCUCUCGACGGCGCAGAGGAGGGCGAGCUCGUCCUAGGAGGCGUGCUGGGCAUUGCAAGACUAUGGGAUGCUGCAUACUUGUUUGUGUUCCUACCCCGCACCGGCACCCCUCUUUUUCCUCCCCACGACGACGACGAGCCUUCGCACGAGGUCUACACCUUGGGAGAUAUACAUGCCAUUCCUCUCACCCGAGACGGUUCAGCUGUCUCCAUCAAGCGUCUCAUUGCUCUGCAAGAGUCACGCAAGCCCAAACCGAAAUCUGCAACAAGAUGGAGCUUGGCGAUCCCGAUCUCAGGUGCAGGUGCUUUGCCUCAAGAACGCGACCAUCUUGCUGCCUCCUCGGACGAGGACGAGGACGAUGACGAGCCCUUGACACCAGAAGCGGACGAGUCACCCAUCCCGACCAAGGCCCGCCAAUGGACCAAGUUCAUCCCCAAAUUCCGAAAGCGAUCUGAAUCUUCCGCGGAACCCCCAAAGAGACAAGAGCUGGAGGAGAAGAUUGUGCGGCAAAUCAAGAGGGAGUUUGAGAAUGGUUUCUUCUUCUCGUAUGACUUUGAUAUCACGCACAGCUUGCAGGCGAAGCGGCACACCGUCUCCCAACGGGCUGCAUCAGGUGCUGCGCUGGCCGAUCUCAUCCCCAAAGAGAACUCGCUCUUUCCUCCCUCUGUUGCUAGCACCCUCCGAUCGAGUAACGACACCGCCACCGGGCACUCUACUGGAGAGGACUUUGUCGAGCCCGACAUCUACGUCCCGCUAUGGCGCAGAGCCGACAAACGCUUCUUCUGGAACGAAUAUCUCAUGAAGGACUUUAUCGAUCUAGGACUUCAUUCUUAUGUCGUUCCUGUCAUGCAGGGAUGGGUCCAGUCGUCAACCUUUACGAUACCCAUCCCGCCCAGCCCUCUUGACCCCAUUGCGCAGACAAGCGGAGUCCCAGUGGAUAUUGCGGUAAUCUCUAGAAGAAGUAGAGAUCGGGCGGGAUUGAGGUAUCAGAGGAGAGGGAUAGACGACAAUGGGCAUGUUGCAAACAUGGUGGAGACUGAGAUGGCUGUACGAGCCAAGGUCGAAGGGAAAAUGUCCUUGUUUAGUUUUACUCAAGUCCGAGGGUCUAUCCCUCUGCGCUGGUCUCAAUCACCUUACUCUAUGAAACCGCCUCCGGUCCUGAACGAGCCUGUCGACAAGACGUAUGCAGUGGCCAAUCUGCACUUUAAUGAUCUCGUUUCCCGAUAUGGUCACAUUACAAUCAUCAACCUAUCCGAGCAGCAUGGUAAAGAAGCUCCGAUCACAAACGGUUACAAGCAGCUCACCACCGAACUGGAACGGGACGACGUUACAUAUGCCGAGUUUGAUUUCCACGCCAAGUGUUCCGGGAUGAAGUGGGAAAACAUUGUAGAGCUGGUGGACUCGUUGGAUUUCGAGACAAUGGGGUACUUGUGGACAUUGCAAGGGGAGGCUCUUCGAGAACAACAAGGCGCUUUCAGAACAAACUGCAUUGACUGUCUUGACCGAACCAAUGUUGUCCAAUCCGCCAUCGCCCGGCGCGUUCUUGUGCAUAUGCUUAUCCAGCUUGGACUUCAAGCCGAGGGGCCGGUCGUCGAGAACGUCUUCAACGACAUAUGGGCCAACAACGGAGACAUGAUCAGUCUCUGUUAUGCGCAUACUUCUGCUCUUAAGGGUGACUUUGUCAGGACUGGCAAGCGAGAUUUCUCUGGGAUGUUGCACGACGGAGUCAGCUCGCUCAGUCGCAUGUUCUACGGCGCCAUCUCUGACUUUUUCGCCCAAGCCGUCAUCUCCUUCCUCCUUGGCCACCGCAAUCUCGCAGUGUUCAGCGAGUUUUUGGAAACGCUUACGAGUGAAGAUGCGGUUAGUGUGAUCAAGCUGGACAGGUUACGAAACGUCGCGAUCGAGACGUGCUCUGCAAGGGUGUUGAGUGAAGGUGAAGACAAGAUUGGGGGCUGGAUCCUUCUCUCCCCCGAGGCCAAGAGUAUCAGAAUCAGCUCGGCCACUGAGGAGAAGAUCCUUAUCUUGACCCAAAAGGCCAUCUAUGUCGCCUCCUUCAACUAUUCCCUCGAGAAGGUCACCGAAUUCACCCGAAUCCCCCUUGCUAGCAUAACUCAAAUUCAACGCGGCGCUUACAUCCUCUCCACCCUCCAAGAAGCCAGCCGCGAUCCCAAGGAAAACGCUGGCCUCAUCAUACAAUUCUCUCCCGCAGACGAGUCGACGCGGUAUAGCACUUACUCGCUACGCAACAAGGCACCGCCACCUUCUGCUGCCAGCUCAGAACAUCCUCCGCACACCCCACUCCCGUCGGUGCAACAUGCGUCGAUAGAUCCGCUCGCCAAAGAGUUCUUUGCUUUCAAAGCAUUGCCUGGGCAGUCUGGUGACGCGACGUGUAUGGAGACGGUAAAGGACAUUGUUUCUCAACUAGAGAAGGCGUGUAAGAGGGACGGGCUGGUUGUGGAGAAAGACAUUGUCAGCCUAACGGAAGCAGAGUCCUCCACUACUCUCCUGGCAAAAAUGGACUAUGCUUUUAAGAGAGCGCUGUGGUUGUGA